Habropoda laboriosa is the source of this 1791-nucleotide messenger RNA. It is a transcript of the gene spoon, whose product is annotated as KH domain-containing protein akap-1. NCBI's taxonomy places the organism in Eukaryota, Metazoa, Arthropoda, Insecta, Hymenoptera, Apidae. Gene Ontology annotation, molecular function: RNA binding. The transcript is spliced from 5 exons. Bases 1 to 1752 code for a protein of 583 amino acids. The record is from RefSeq and is a predicted model, not a curated record.
AUGUCUGCUACUCAUGUCCAAGUGGUGAAGUGGAGUUUUCCUGCUUUUGCACUAUUAAUUGGUCUAUUGUGGUACAAACGUCGCAAAGUAGACAGAGCUGAUCCAGGUGGAAUUGAUAAAUCAGAUCAUAGUGAUAAAAGUUUAGCCAAUCGUAAGAAAGAAGUCACUUCAUCAAAGUCUGAUUUAAACUUUUAUGAUUCUGGUAUACACAUUGAUGAGUCAUUUUCACUGAAUUCUUCCAAUCAACCAAUAGAAGAAAUUAUUUGCAGUCCUAGGAAACAUAGUGAAAGUUUAGAUAUUCCACAAAGAAAGGGUAGUUCACAGUGUACAUCAGCGCAUUCUACAACUCCACCUAAAGACAGUCAAGUAUGGUACAGUUAUAUGGACACUUCGUCAAACAAGAUGGAUAUACAACUAGGCAGUAAUCCUAAAAUAAACAAUUUUGACAUGAUUGCCAGAAGUAGAAGUGCAUCUUCUUUAGAGAAUGCUACUGACUCCAGUAAUAAAGUGUUGAAGAUAUUUGAGAAUGUUGUUGAGGAAGAAGAGCAGAAGUUAUCUUGUGAAGAUAAUUCUGAAGAACUUAUCAAUACACAUGAAGAAAAUGACAUAAAUAAUGAGUGUGAUUAUCUUCUAAGCAAAGAACCACCUGCUGCUACUCCACCAAAAGAUGGUGUUAAAACUCCAGUACUAGUAUUAUCUGAAAGGGAUUCUGCCAAUCAUAGUCCAGUUUCUGGUGUUUUGGAGGGCAGUGUUACAGAUGAAGCUAGAAGUGAAGGAAGCACAGACAGUGGAAAAGGAGGAAGUAUCAAGGGUCACACAAAAGACAGUGCAGGUCCAGUGCUUUAUGAAUUUUGCAUACCACAACAUUUAGUUGGAAGAUUAAUCGGCCGUCAUGGAAAUUUCUUGCAUAGUAUUCGAUUGAAAGCUGAAGUACACAUAGUCGUUAAAAAUUAUCCUAUAAUGAAAGAUCAGAAAAUUUGUGCCAUAGAGGGUUCCUCAGAAGGAGUUAACAUCGCUCUCGACAUGAUACGGCAAAAGUUUCCAGAGGAGAAAUAUCCUAACGUGACCCUAGAACAAAUUUUGUCAUCAAAAACAUCAGAAGAGAACCAAUGGAUUACUGAGUUAAUGCAAUUGUCGUUAGUGGAGGGAGUAAACAAUGAUGUUGUUGUAUGUCAUGUAGUAAAACCAAAUCGAGUCUUCGUACAACUUCCUACUCACCCUACAUACCCAUCCUUGCGGAUUUUAGAAAGAAACAUGACACAAUUAUACGACACAAUAGAAACACCUCCAGUUCCAGAUGAACUUAGUAAGGGUAUGAUCUUAGUUGCAAAAUGGUACAAUAAUUGGGUAAGGGUAUGCGUUGAACAACCAGAUCCUCAUGGAGAACAACAUUUAGUACGACUCGUUGAUCACGGAGGCUAUUGGCAAUUUAGUAAUGCAGAAAUGAAAAAAAUUAGAUCAGAUUAUCUUACUCUACCGUUCCAAGCAAUUGAAAUAUUCCUGGCGAAUGUUCAACCGAAAAACGGUGAGUGGACGCAAGAGGCUCUUAAUGUAGUUGCUCAUAUGUGUUAUGGAAUUGUUGGUCAAGCUCAAAUCGAAGGCUACAUCAAUACGAGCACAUAUGUUAAUUUAUUUCUUAAUAUUCAUAACCAUGGGGUGAUAUCUCUUGCCGAUGAAUUAAUAGCCCGUGGAUUGGCGGAAUCUGUACCAUUAGAAAGCAUAGUUCCAGAAGACAGUAUAACACUUUCUUAAGGUAUGAAUUAGAAAUUUAGUCUUUAACAAUUGUGUUGU